Molecule: messenger RNA, 3209 nt
Organism: Geodia barretti
Lineage: Eukaryota; Metazoa; Porifera; Demospongiae; Tetractinellida; Geodiidae
Source: the annotation of a GenBank genome assembly
AUGCGCAAUGGUUUUGCGUAGGUAGAAUAAUUAUACACAUACCGACCGCGCCCAACACAACUCAAGUCAUGCUGAUAAAAGAAACUAAGGUUUGUGGUGUUUUGAAGAAGAUCAUGAUGUGGACGCACAUGCAAGAUGCAACAGACGAUGAUGGUGAUAUAGAGAACACUUAUAUUAUCGAGGCUGCUAUACAACUACGUCGUGACCGCUGCUUCCUUCUGACAAUAUUGUUUCGGCAAAAGUUUAUAUUUUCUUCGAGGACGUCGUUGCAAAUACUGUGUGUUCAGAAUGCAGCAGCUCAUGACAUGGUAAGGCUUGCUCCAUUGGUGGCACCAUUUCUCAGGAUCUCGAGCAGCCUGUACGAUAAAGGAAUUGGUCUGCAGUUUCAUCAUGAACGUCCUUACUCUCAGACAGUUCACCCCCAUGUCAUCAAUAGAUUUCCCGAAUUUCCGGGUUGCAAAUGGUUGACAGGUAGCACCAAGAGCGGUUGGAAACAGAGGCAGAAUCAAGAAUGUAUGUGUGCCUCUAAAACCAGGACAACAUGCGAACAGAGCAGUCACGGGCAGGCUGAAAUUCCAGAAUGGACUUUGAGAGCUUGAUACCACCUAACCAUACAUCGACUGCAAGUCCAGAGUGCUCAGAUUCUACCUCCACACAGAGCACUUCAGCCCCUAACAUCACUUCAGGAAUUUUAUCACCACUUAUGUUGUUACUAACCCUGGGUGGAGUUGCCAGCCGGCUACUAUUAUCAUUUGCUGUUCCCACUCUCAUUGCUUCGUGGACACACGGAUCAAUCCUUGUUUUCUACCUCGGAGUCUCCUCUAUCUCUGCUCACCCUAUGCAACCAUUCACUAUGACUGAGAGACAAACUAGUACCGUUAGUAGUGUACUGACAAUUCCCCUGAAAGGCUGGCCGAAUACUGGCUACUGUGCAACAAUGAGGUUCGGAGAAAACAAGCAGCAAAUAUUCUGCAUGAUAGUAGACACUGGUAGUUCUAACACUGCAAUAGCUUCAACUCCACAUACAGCAUUGGGUGGGAUGGAGUUCUUUGACAUACACAGUACUGGAGACGAAUUCAUCAACGUGAGCAAAUCAGUCGGUGUGACGUACAGUUCUGGAGAAUGGUCUGGGUAUCUGGUCAAGGGAAAAGUAGGUCUUGGAGACCUAAGCAUGGUCGAGGGAGUCUUUGCUCUCAUUACAUCGUCUGAUAAGUUCUUCAUUGAGAGAGCCGACUGGGCUGGCAUUCUGGGACUGGCAUAUAGAUCCUUGGCAAAGCCAGAGCCGGGUGUGGGGACAGUGUGGGACAGCGUCAGAGAAACCAACGGUCUCCAGGAUGUGUUCACGAUGCAGCUCUGUCCCCCGAGGGAGUCCACUCUCUUCCCUGGAACUUUUGUCAGACAGGGAGGCUACAUGACACUAGGCGGGAUCAACACGUCUCUCUAUCACACCAAUAAACCAAUACACUAUACUAAGAUAGUUGAGGAAAGAUUCUUCAAUGUGCUGCUGACUGACAUCUCAGUUGGAGACAGGAAGCUCAACAUAUCUUGCAAAGAGUUUAACACCGACAAGACUAUAGUCGAUUCUGGAACAACUGACAUCUAUUUUCCUGAAAAAGUCUUUGAAGCCAUCAAGGAUUGCUUCACUGAAUACUUCAAAGGUGGACUGCCAAUAGUAGUUCCAGAGGAGUUCUGGAUAGGAGAGAGAAAGCUGCUCUGGCAGGCAGCCCACGUGGAGGAGAUCUACGAAUGCUUCCCCACCAUCCAUUUGAGCAUGGCCGACCACCAGAACAGCAGCCAGCAGUUCACGUUGGCAAUCGUGCCCCAGGUAAUCACAUACAGCACCUAUAGCAGCCGCAGCACAGCUGGUUGUUGGUGCCAAGUAUUUCGUAACACUGUAUGGUGAGUCGUUACGAGUUGGGAGCAUGUAUUGCCACACCUAAGCACACACCCUUGUCUAUUAUACACCCACACUGCACCCAGCGCCAUGUUCUAUAUACACACUGGCAUUUCUAUUGGCACAGCUCUACUUGAGACAAAUUGAUGUUCUAGUUAGAGAGGCAGACCCCGCAGUGUGCCCCCCAAAGAGCCCCUGCGAUGGAUUCACGUUUGGAGUGAAGCCCAGAGCCCAAGGGACAGUCAUUGGAGCUAAUGCAAUGCUUGGCUACUAUACUGUGUUUGACCGAGAGAAAAAGAGAGUUGGAUUUGCAGAGUCAACAUGUGACUAUCGUAACUCUAAAGCGGUUCCUGCCAUUAGUGGACCACACCCGCGAGGUAAAUUCGUAUUGCACAUUGUGUCAAGUUGUUGCGAAAUGCCCCAAUUAUUAUUACUCAGUACCAGAGGACUGUGAGAUGCCCCCAUUGACCUCACGCUGGGCUACCAUAACGUACAUCUGCGGAGCCAUAACAAUGACGCUUGCAACAACCAUGACUGUUAUUGUUGUCACCGUUCAAGUGAAGCGAUGCUCAAGGAAAAGCUGCAUCAGGAGCACUGCAACACUGCCCAAGCGUACCAUCAACAAAGUUAAAACAGCCCGUAGAUCAGCCACCAUGACUAUAUCCAAAGUUUGCUGCAGUAAAUUUGUCACUCCUCAACACGACGAAGGCUACGCCAGUGAAACCACUCCCCCCUCUCCAUCGCCAUGGGACAGCAUUGAAGUCAGCAUCGUUGUGCUUAACACUCCACUGGACACCGAAGGAAACGAUGAGAUAAUAGUACCAUCCGCGCAACCAGUGGUAGCUGCAGAAUCGACUGGUACGGAAAUGGUUGCCAUUCAACCAUCCAUUCAAAAGUCCACCCAGAGAGCCGGAGCCAGUGGUCACCCGAGGAGAAAAUCAGGGAGUAAACGUUGGAAGAGAAGGCAUCGCCCGGUGAUGGAGUCCGAGACGGAAGGUCUCGAUACUCUGUGUGCUGAAAGUGGCUAUAGGUCUCGACCCACAUCAGCGAUCCAACGAUCGUGUGACACGUAUAGCAGUGGUGUCAUUGUUACUGAGCGUAGGCUUUACCAAGAACCUUAUAGUGUGUUUUGAAACUGAAACACUACAAGUACCAGUGUAGUUGUUUACUCACAUGCACAUUACUAUAAUAACUUGCUCAUUUUUUACGAGCGACGGGUACUAUUACGCUUUACUCGGGCAUCUGCUGAAAUUUUGCACUCUCCUUGCGCUAAGCCGCUAACCAAUAUUGCGUGUGUUCCAGUAAAAAUUGUGGU